This is a messenger RNA of Tarenaya hassleriana, 831 nucleotides long. RefSeq lists its product as uncharacterized. NCBI's taxonomy places the organism in Eukaryota, Viridiplantae, Streptophyta, Magnoliopsida, Brassicales, Cleomaceae. The transcript has 3 exons. The record is from RefSeq and is a predicted model, not a curated record. Bases 1 to 831 code for a protein of 276 amino acids.
AUGACUGCCAGUGAGUACGAGACGGAGUUCACCCGCCUACUGAGGUAUGGAGGGCACCUGGUGCCCACCGAGGCGUCGAAGAUCCAGAAGUUCAUUGCUGGACUUCGACCCUACCUGCGGAGGAAGAUCGAGAUCCAGGAAUACCCGACGUUGAGUCGAUAUAUUUCCCAGCUGGAGAAGGUGGAACGUGGAGAGCGGGAAAAGAAGGAGGGGAAGAUCCGUGAGCGGAGCCCCGCUGGGAGAUACUUCGGUACGGAUUCAUCUGGAAAGAACGCCCAGAGCAACGACCCGCGCAACAAGGGCAAGGCGCCCGCUGUUCGUGCGCCACCACCACUGGCGGCAAGGGGACCAGUGGAGAUCCAGGAGGAAGAGGAGGAGGAAUGUGCCCCUGAUGGAGCCGAGGCUGCCGCGAUCUCAGGUACCUUAUAUCUCUGUGGAGUUGCCUGUUAUACGUUGUUUGAUAACGGGGCGACCCAUAGUUUCCUGAGUGUGGGAGUGGCAGAGAGACUUGAGACUGGAGAGAUUGAGCCGAGGAGCGAUUUCACUGUGCGCAUACCAACCGGAGAGACAUUAGCAGUGCACGGGAUCCUGAGAGGCAUACCCCUUGAGAUUUGCGGUCGCAUUUUAGCCACAGAUCUCAUUGUGGUACCCAUCGGAGGUUUCGACAUCAUUCUGGGCAUGGAUUGGUUGAUGGAGUACCAAGCCUACAUUGAUUGUCCUCAAAGGACAAUCUGGUUUACGGAUGGAUUUGGAGGGUUCGAGUUCCGAGGAAUCGGAGAUGAGACUGGAGGAUACACCCGUUGCCCGGGAGUUUCCGGAUGUGUUCCCUGA